AUGGUGAUCACCCUCAAUGACCUUUGUCGUCUGCGCAACAUUUCUGGCCUGCUCGACGAAAAGCCAGACCUUCGAUGUAUAGCAUCAGACAGUCAGCUUUUGCCCCCCAGAAUAUCCAAUUUUGGCACUGCUCUUACAGGUUUUCUACCUCUCAAAUCCAGCUUCUAUGGAGAUUAUGAGAAAAGAGAAGAGCCUACAGACUGGCUCCAAAAAUAUGAAUUAUCUUUUCCCACUUCAGCAGUUGACACUGACAAGCUUAAUCAAUUCGAACUUCAGUGGGCUGCAGCCAGUCCAGCAGAGAGCUGCACAAGUCACAUUAAUGGCUGCACAGAAGAAGGAAUAGCUCAAGCAAAGAAGCUCGCACAAAUAGUGCAAGGAUUCAAUGACAGCCAAUAUCAUCUGCUGGAUGUCAUACUGGAAAACACUCCAGAGGUCCUACAUAACUUUAUGCUGGAUAACUAUGCUACAUGGAUGGACUUCAAGGCUGAUGUUAUGAAAAUCUUGGUGUCACAGCUACUGAGAGAAAAACAAGGUCUUGCUAUGGAGCAAAAACUUUGCGAAGAUGUUGACAAAUUGCAGGACCAAAUAAUACAGCUAUCACUACAAUGGGCCAUCAGCACCAAUCCCUCAAACCUAAGUGACUGCAACCCUACCUGUAUUCCAGUCAUCAGUACAGCCGUCGACUCCCAAAAUUCCCCAGACUCCGCAAACUAUAGAGGAUACCCGCAAAUGCCAACUUGCCAAGGAGGAUCACCAGCAGACCGCAUGCGAACAGCUGCACAGUAUGCCACCAUCUCUCACCACCCCAACUUAGACAUUGGCAAGCAAGCUUACACCCAGCAGAUACCAUAUCCGUCAAAGCCUGGAACUUCGCCCAUCGGAUCACAAGAAUGCUUUAACUGUGGGAUGGUGAUGACACCACCACACCAGGCAUAUGACUGCCCCAAUGAAGUGUUACCCACACAGGAAACCAAGUGGAGAGAGACAGUGUCACAACUGGUGUCUAGAACAUUGACAACACCCACCAUGCCAGGACCAAUGUCCAAUGUUCAGUUCAUUUCGAAUGCUGCAGCAAUGCCAUACGCACCACAGAUAGCACAAGCUCCCUAUUCCCCAUAUUCCUACUUCACAGAGCCAUACAAGUCGUAUAAUGUCAUGGGAAACGAAUACAGACUGCAGCUGUAG
This is a messenger RNA of Suillus discolor, 1185 nucleotides long. RefSeq lists its product as uncharacterized. The record is from RefSeq and is a predicted model, not a curated record. Lineage: Eukaryota; Fungi; Basidiomycota; Agaricomycetes; Boletales; Suillaceae. Bases 1 to 1185 code for a protein of 394 amino acids. The transcript has 7 exons.